Molecule: messenger RNA, 2463 nt
Organism: Metarhizium album ARSEF 1941
Lineage: Eukaryota; Fungi; Ascomycota; Sordariomycetes; Hypocreales; Clavicipitaceae
Product: SOM1 protein
Exons: 5
Coding region: 1-2463 (820 amino acids)
Biological process (GO): positive regulation of transcription by RNA polymerase II
Cellular component (GO): nucleus
Source: RefSeq, a predicted model, not a curated record
AUGGCCAUGAACCCGAAUAUGGGCAUGGCCAACAUGAACCCCAUGGGCGGGCCUGUCGGCGGCGCGCCAAUGCCCAUGAUGAACAAUGGUGUUCCCUUGAAUCCUCAGCAGGCCGCCGCCGCCGCCGCCGCCGCCGCACGACAGUCACAGCUUGACAAUCAGCGCGGCGUCCUCAACACCUACAUCUACGAAUACUUCAUCCGCUAUGAAAUGUUUGACUGCGCUCGCUCGCUGCUGUCGAGCAAUCAGCAGGUAAACGUCCACAAAGAGGGAAAGGGUGGCAACGCCGCCAACGGCGAAGAUCCCAUGGACACCGACUCCAAGGAUGACUUGGACAAGCUGCCCGAUGGCCUGCCGCCUCCCAAGCUCCCUAUGCCAGCCUCCGACUCUUCGUUUCUUUACGAGUGGUUCUGUCUCUUUUGGGACAUCUACAACGCUCAGCGUGUCAAGGGUGGCAAUGGCACCGUCAACCAAUAUGUUGCUCACACCCAGCAACAGUCCCGAUUGAAGCAAAACCAGCAACAAGAGCUGCUGCGUCAGAUGCGCCCCAAUGACCUUGCGCAACAACAAUAUACAGCCCAGAUGAUGAGAAUGCAGAAUGGCAACAUGAAUAUUGGCAUGAAGCAGGGCAACCUCGCCCGUGCUGCCAUGGCGAACAACCAGAAUAAUCCCCAGAUGAUGAUGCAGCAGGCCAAGCAGAACCAGAUGCAGCGUGAUCCGUCUGGUAUGGAUCAGAGCCGUGAUCGCCCGUCGUCACCCGCGUCCGGAGAGAAUGCGCCGUCACCUUCCAAGAGACCACGUAUCGAUGGAGGAACACCUUUUAACCCUAACCAGCCCGGGAUGGUCGCCAACGGCCGACCCGCUCAAGGCAUACCCGGACAGCAGAUGCCGAACAACCCAAACGUCGCAGCCGCUCAGCAGAUGCUGACCGCAAAUGGUAUCAACCCAAGUAGCUUAAAUCCGCAACAGUUUCAAAACUUUGUCAACGCUCCGCCGGCUGCUCAGCAAAAAUCGAUAGCCACGUACUCUCAGAACCUGCAACAGCACCAUGGCACCCAGAUGGGCAACAAGCAACAAAUGCCAAACGUCGGGGGACCUCAGAAUCAGGGCUCGCCCAUGAUGGGGCCAGGACCUGACGGAACUGCGCUCAAUGCCUUUUACAACCCUACCGGUGAAAUGGCUGGUCCAGGGGGGAUCCGGCCAGGCCCUGGCGGUGCCCAAGCCGCUGCGGGGAGUAAUCAUGCCUUGCAGGACUACCAGAUGCAGUUGAUGUUGCUGGAGCAGCAGAACAAGAAGCGCCUCAUGAUGGCCCGCCAGGAACAGGACACCAUCACUGGCAUGCCCACAAGGGAUGGAGCCGCUCCUGGUCCUCCGGGCCAGCCGGUUCAGGGCCCCAAUGGCCAGUCCUUCCCUGAAGCUUCCCCGCAGACGAUGCGGUCUGGAGCGUCACCAAACCCUGCCGACCAGAUGAAGCGUGGCACCCCCCAGAUGAACAAUUCGGGCAUCCCGUCACCGGUCCCUGAAGGUGCUCAAUCGCGCGAGUCUCCCAACCCGGCCAUGAACUUUAUGGGCAACCAAGCCGACCCCAGCAUGGCACCUCACUUCUUCAAGCCUGGUACCGACAUGACCCAGGCCCAAAUGAACGGCAUGAGGCCACCAAGCUCGCACCCUGGACAGCCAUUCAACGGUCAGAUGAACCCACAGCAGAUGAUGGCAGCACGCCAAAUGCAACAACAGGCACAGGGGCAACAAGGACAGCAAGCUGGCCAGGGCGCAUCAGGGCAAUGGCAACAAGGUCCCAAUGGUCAAACGCCUCAGGGCAUGCAACAGAACCAGCAGGUGCAAGGAACGCCGCAACAACGAUCGAUGCCUCCACCUUCGGCGCCUGCCGCCACUGCGAAUCCCAGUAGCCGAACGACUGCGUCGCCCCAGCAGGCUGCGGCUGCUCCUCCGACGCCAAGUCAAGGGAACAAGCCUGCGCCCAAGAAGAAGGAGACAAAAGCUGCCAAGGAGAAGCGCGCCGCCGCCGCCGCAAAGAAGGCCAGCCAAAAUGCCAACCCUGCCGGAGCUACCCCAGCCGGCGAGAACCCGGGCGAGACAGAGGCCACGCCAGUGACGCCUAUUACUCCGGGCAACGCAGGAUUCAACAAGAAUGCGCAGAACGGAGUUACUGGCGCCAAUGCACAGGCCGCCACGACCACCACUGCUCCAGCUGCUGCACCGGCUCCUCAAGCCGCACCUGUACCGCCUCAGGCCCAUGGCGAUCCAAGUCAGAACGGAAUGAUGGACAAUUUUGGCAGCAUUAUGGAGUUUGGAUCUAUGGAGCUUGCCAAUCCCCUGCAGUCUGGCGAUGUACUGAACGACUUCGACUUCGACUCGUUCCUUCAUGAAGACAAUACGGAGCCGUUCGAUUUUAACGGCUUUUCAAGCAUGGAAGGAGGUGAUCCGAUCGGAGCCGAGUAG